UGACCAUGGCGUUCAUGACGCAUCUGUUUCUGAUCUUCUGGAAGAACGUGUACAUGAUCCAAAUCCGGCGCCACUACUUCAUGACCAUGAUCGAGAUCAUCGUGCCGGUUAUCAUGGGCUACAUGUUCAGCUACGGCGGCCUCAUUGGCCACUCGCACAAGAACGCCACCGAGGCCAUCUACGGCAGCACAUCGGCCUUGGCUCACGCAGCGCACGGCAUCCUGCAUACCGACGAGGUGGACACCUGGGACGGCGAAGAGUUGUCGAGCGAUGCCGUGUUGCAGUUUCUGAACAAGACGGUGCCAUUCCGUUGGGCGCUGGCUCCAAAGAAGGGCAAGCCCAAGCCCAAGAAGAAGAAGAAGAAGAAGAACGAGCUGACCCCCGAGCAGCUGAAGAGGAAACAGGCCUACACGGAGAGCGUCGCCAAAAACCCGGUUCGCCACACACUCGGCUGCUUGCCCACCGUGGUCGGCUUCCUCUUCAUGUUGCCCGUGUUCACCAAGAGGCUGUGCGAGGAGCUCACCUCGGGCGCAAAGGUGCUGCGAUUUUGUUUCUCUUGCUUUAAUAUUACAAUCCGGCUAGCUGGCUUUUGA
This is a messenger RNA of Dermacentor silvarum, 593 nucleotides long. RefSeq lists its product as uncharacterized. The record is from RefSeq and is a predicted model, not a curated record. Lineage: Eukaryota; Metazoa; Arthropoda; Arachnida; Ixodida; Ixodidae. The transcript is spliced from 3 exons. Bases 6 to 593 code for a protein of 195 amino acids.